This is a messenger RNA of Bathycoccus prasinos, 1179 nucleotides long. RefSeq lists its product with no specific name. NCBI's taxonomy places the organism in Eukaryota, Viridiplantae, Chlorophyta, Mamiellophyceae, Mamiellales, Bathycoccaceae. The transcript has a single exon. The coding region runs from base 1 to 1179 and encodes 392 amino acids. The record is from RefSeq and is a predicted model, not a curated record.
AUGACACCUGUCACUUCUUCUCCCUCUUCACGUCUUCAUCAUCCUCUCGCGAGCGAGCAGCCAAAAGAAGAAAAGGUUUUGUCGUUGCAUCGAGAAGAAGAAGAAGAAGAAGAGAAAGAAGAAGAGAAAGAGUCUGCAGGUGAGGACGAUGAUGGUAUCGAUUACGAUCGAGAAAAUAUAUUAUGUUCUUCACCGCGAACGCGCGCUUUAGACCAUUUCAGAGACGACCGGCUCUUACAGUCCGCGAGAUUGCUCCGGAAAAUAUGCGACAGUUUAGUGUCAUCAUCAGAGGAAGAAGAAGACAAAGAAGAGUUAAAAGAUACAAAAGAGAAAGAGAAAGACAAGUUGGUCAAAUACGUUCUGGAAAAAGCGAAACAGUCGGAGUCGUUCAUCGAGAUGUUGAGAGAAGACGCGGAGAAAGAUUCGUCCUGGGAAACGCAGAAAUCUUUCUCUUUUGGCGGGAGAGACCAGACGAAAAUUUAUUACAAGACGACGGAAAACGAUACGAAAUUGAUUUUACGAGUAGACCAGGCGAUUAAAAGAGAGAUGUUAGUGCCAGUGUUAGCGACGUUGAAUGAAAGUCAGCUGUACGCGUCGUGGUUACCUUCGUGGACGAUGCCGAAAUUGAAAUUUUCGCGAACCGAAAAGCUCGACCAACGCGGCCGAUGUUCGCAGCUUUUACUCGUUACGGUGGAGUGUCCGUGGCCGUUUUCAACCAGAGAGGUUGUUUUGGACGCGCUGGCUUUUGAUGAUAUCGACGAAAGUGGCGUGGUGGCGGUAUUGUUGAACAGUUGCGAUUGCGAGGACGACGAGAGAGUCCCGGCGAUUGACCAUAAGUUUGGCCAGUGCACGCGAGUGGACUUUCACGGAGGAUUUUUGUUUCGAGCGAUUCCGAGCGAAGGCGAGGCGUGGAAGAAAGCGAGGGAAAAGCACGAAGACGAGAUGAUUGUGUCGUUUAUAUUUAAUAUCGACCCGAAGAUUUCGUACGUUCCGGUUUCAAUCAUACAGUUUAUAACGAGGACGGUGAUUGGGACGUUGUGGGGGAUGUUUAUGAAAAUCGCGAGUAAAGUGAAAAACGGAGAGAUGAAAGAACACGCCGAGGCGAUACAAUCGAAAAGACUCGUUUUGUACGAUUGGGUCGACGAACGAGUAAAAAGCAUGUUCGCGCGAAUCUUUUGA